AUGCUGGCGACAUUUGCUGAAUCCAUGGCCCGCCAACUCUUCCCCGGGCAGAACCUGGCCUUUGGCCUCAGCCUGUUCCUGUUCACCUUCAUGUUCAUUCCAACGCUGGUCGUGCUCCUCGCCGUCGUCGUCUUCUUCCUCUUCUGCUAUCCCCAGCUCCGGAAGCCCUGGUCAUAG
Molecule: messenger RNA, 177 nt
Organism: Aspergillus puulaauensis
Lineage: Eukaryota; Fungi; Ascomycota; Eurotiomycetes; Eurotiales; Aspergillaceae
Exons: 1
Coding region: 1-177 (58 amino acids)
Source: RefSeq, a predicted model, not a curated record